AUGGCAAGGCAUUCGCUGGACAAUACUGGCUUCUCCAUCGACAGCUCAGAACUCCCAUCAGGCUUAAUUGUCGAUUACAACAUUGAUGAUCUGGUGAGACCUGGGAAUAUUGCAGAGCUUAGGCAUGGGCAGCAAGCAGAAAAUAUCCAUCUAGACGAUGAAGAUGAGGACGAUGGGGAUGCAGAUAUAGAUCCUGAGGAGGGAGACUUAGAUGGCGCACCUUCAACGACCGGCGAUCCGUUGCCUCCAUGCGGAUUGAAAGAGAUCUCUUCGCUCGCAUCCUGGACUGUUAGCACCAGCAAACCCGGCUGCGGUGUCGCUGCCCUACGCCACUCAUCCACUUCUCUCUUCUGGCAGAGCGAUGGCCCGCAACCUCAUCUCCUCACCGUGCACUUCUUCAAGCAAGUCGCCGUUGCUCACAUUCGCAUCUACCUUGACUUUGAAAACGACGAGAGUUACACACCCACCCGCAUGCAGUUUUGGGCUGGCACUGGUCUCCACGACCUCAUCGAGUUUGCCGAUAUGCAGUUUGAGCAGCCUCGUGGUUGGAUCCCUGUCGACUUCUCUCAGGUCGGACCCAUUGAAGAUGAGGACAAUGAGGAUCCCGAAUCUAUCGAUUGGAGCAAGAGACCUCUGCUUCGCUGCUUCAUCUUACAGGUCCGCAUCCUUGAGAACCACCAGAAUGGCAAGGAUACCCAUCUUCGCGGUCUGCAAAUUUUUGCUCGCGAUGAGAGAGCCGAGGAGAACACUGGCCUGAUGGAAGACGAUGCUGAUACCAAGGAGGGUGCUCGCACCGACAGAAUGGACAUGCCUGUUCGCUCCAAGGAGAAGCGCAAGCGUUCAGAGGGUCUGCCCAAGCUCAAGAAGGCUUCGUUCAUGAUGGAGCCUGAGUUGAGAUGA
Molecule: messenger RNA, 900 nt
Organism: Aureobasidium uvarum
Lineage: Eukaryota; Fungi; Ascomycota; Dothideomycetes; Dothideales; Saccotheciaceae
Source: the annotation of a GenBank genome assembly